Molecule: messenger RNA, 3745 nt
Organism: Pogona vitticeps (central bearded dragon)
Lineage: Eukaryota; Metazoa; Chordata; Lepidosauria; Squamata; Agamidae
Source: RefSeq, a predicted model, not a curated record
GUUUGGCACUGAAGCAACAGCAGGCCAGGAGAGAAGGGCACCCCCUACACACACCCGGGCAAACACGCACACACGCAUGCAGUGCGAUGAUCUUGCUCCUUUUAGUAAGGAGGAGUCGGACCUUCUGGCAUCAGAACACAACCGAGCGCACGCGGCAUAACUUUGCCAGCAUUAAUGGCUGCCCCUUUCCUGCUCUCGUCGCUUGGCCGCUCUCAACCCCUGCCCAGAACUCGGCCGCCUGGAGGCUUCUUCGGCAAUUUGGCAUCGCUUGGCAGAAACACAGCACGUGACUUUCUAAAUCUCAGACCCCAAAGGGCUUGGCUUCCAGCAAAGUAGGGCCGCCCUGUGACAUGGAGGAGGAAGAAGAGGAGGAGGAAGAAGAGGAAGAGGAGGAGGAAGAGGGUCCCAGCCACCCAACAGAGGACCAGGGGCUCACCUGGGAGCCUGCUGGGUGGAAGGAGGCCGCCAUCCCCGAGCGUCCUCUUCCAGGGGGUCCAGGUGCCACCGGCUGGAUGGCCGCUCCCCCUCCCCAGGGCCCUUCGGCGCCCUCAGGGGCCUGCCAAGGCUUGUGCACCUGGCAGUGUUGGCGCCUCCGAGUCCUGGAGCACCUGGAGCAGGAGCAGGCCGCUGGGAGCCACACCUGGGCAGCUCAGGUGACCUUUGAAGACGUGGCCGUCUAUUUCUCGUCGGAGGAGUGGGCAGAGCUGACGGCCUGGCAGAAGGACUUAUACUGGGAGGUGAUGAAGGGAAACCACAACCUCACGGCCUCGCUGGCGCCUGCCUGCGGUCCCGCCUCGGAGGUUCUGCGCCGGAUGGAACGAGGGGAGGCCCCCCCGUCUGAGACACCUCCGGAUGAAAAGCAGGAAGACCCGCCCCCUUGCCCUGCUUGUGGGGACCCUGCGCGACCCAGAGGGAGAAGCCGCCUGGGAGCAGAGGAUUCCCUCAGCAGGACCCAAGAGGACGAUGCGGCAGCGGGAGGCCUGCUGGGUGUCCCCAGCCCUGAUGCCCUGGCGUGCAUCAAGGGUGAAGAGAAGCCGGAGGCUGCCAAGAGGGAGCCAGGGGGCGUGCCCGCACACGACUGCAAGGAAUGCGGCCAGAGUCUCCCUGGGCGGGAUGCCCGGAUGGCUCACGUCCUCGGCACCCGCCUCCACCCGCAGGCCCUGCCCUGCCCUCUGUGCGGGAGAGUCUUCGGCAGCCCCAGCAGCCUGGCUCUGCACCAGCACACCUGCCACCGGGAGCGAGUCUUCACCUGCGUGGACUGCAAAAGCAGCUUCCUCUACGAGGAGCAGGAGGCCAGCCGGAUCCAGGCGCAGCUGGCCCUGGGCCAGCUCUUCAAGUGCUUCCACUGCAGUUGCCGGAUCGCCCUCCUCGUGGACCAAAAGCCCAGCUCGCUGCACGGGGGCAUGGCCUUUGGGCAGCCAGACACCCUGUACUACAGUCGCCAGAGGGCCAUGGAGCAGGUCCGGCAGCGUGCCGCUCACUGGACCAUCUCGGAGACCAAAGCGUUUGUGGAGCUUUGGGGGGACGACUGCGUCCAGACGGCGCUUUACGACAACUAUCGGAACGAGGUGCAGUACAAGCGCCUAUCAGACAAAAUGAGGAAGAUGGGCUUCCACCGUAACCUGGAGCAGUGCCGGCAGCGAGCCAAAGACCUGAGACGCGGCUUCAAAGAGAUCAAAGACGGCAACCUCCACUCCAACCGUGCCCGCCAGACCAUGCCCUUCUUCGCUCUCUUGGACCGCUUCCUGAUGAUGAGCCGGGGGCUGGUCAUCCCCAAGGUGUGCGUGAACAGGGCCAAGCAGAAAGGCCGGAAGGGCCGGGGCCGCGGGGCGGAGGAACCGUCCUUGGCUUUCAUGCUGCCCCCCGAAACCCUCGGGUCCCGCCAGCUGCCCCUCCCAGGCCAGGACUCUUACGCCCGCGUGUUGGGACUUGCUGACUACCCGCUUCAGAGGCGCAACAAACGCGGUUACAGCGAGGAUGUCGAUCUUUCCGACUACCCGCUGCAGUUGCCCGACCCGGACCCCUUGGCCCAUGUGAUGGAGAUACCCAGCUACCCGCUGCGUGGGCAGAAUGAACGUCCUUCUUCCCACGCCACGGGACCCACAGACUUCCCGCUUCAGCUGCAAGAGAAAGACACGUCGCUGGGGGUAGAAUCUGGCUGGGUCCCUGGUCACAGUCGGCCUCCGGAGAUGCUGCUCCCUCCCAUCAACGGGUUGUCCGCUGCUGUCAGCAACCUUUGGGCACAAAUUGCCACCAUGCCCACGGGACGGCCCACAAAUACGGCAGCCCAGGCAAGCGUGCCAACCUGGCACCCAGGAAAGGCCCCGAGUUCCUCCGCCAAGCGGAUGCGCGACCUCCGGCUGCGUCGCAGGAGGCAACGAGCCGCCAUGGCCCGGGUGCUGCUGGGGGCCAGUUACCGCCCCAACGACCGGACCGUGUGGAGCAAGACCCAGAAAACGGACUGGUGGGACAACCUGCUGGCCGGCCAGCCCGACAACGGGGAGUGGAUCCGCUAUUUCCGCAUGUCACGAGCGGCCGUGCUCGAUCUGGUGGAGAAGCUGCGCCCGGUGCUGCAGCGCGAGGACACCAACAUGCGCGCCGCCAUCCCAGUGGACAAACGAGUGGCCCUCACGCUCUGGAAGCUGGCCACCUCGGACAGCUACCGGUCGGUCGCCAACCAGUUUGGCGUGGGCGUCUCGACCGUCUCGGUCAUCGUCAUGGAGGUGUGCGAAGCCAUCCACGACGUGCUGCUGAAACACGUCGUCCAGCUUGGGGAGGCUCAGGCGGUGAUGGAGGGCUUUGAGAGGAUCGGCUUCCCAAACUGCAUCGGGGCGGUGGACGAAACCCACAUUCCCAUUCUGUGUUCUCCGCACGGCACGUCCGCCUACAUCAACGGGAAGGGCUUGGUCUCCAUGGUUUUGCAGGCCCUGGUGGACAGCGCUGGGCGUUUCAUGGAUGUGUACGCAGGGUGGUCGGGGGGGACCCAGGAUUCUGGGUUGCCGUGGGGCUCCCCGCUUUUUGAGCGAAUGGAGAAAGGUGCAUUUGGUCCACAGACCACCACGGAGAUUGAAGGGGUCCCCGUGAGCCCUGUCCUGCUGGGUGGCCCCGCAUGUCCCCUGAGGCCGUGGCUCAUGAAACCCUACCCGGAGGCCUCCAGCAGGGCCCGCGAACGCUUCAAUGCGCUCCUGAGCAAGUGCCGCAUGGCUGUGACCUAUGCCUUUGAGAGGCUGAAAGGGCGUUGGCGUUGCCUUCUCAAGCGCCUCGAUGUGGCCGAGAAGAACGUCCCUCUGGUCAUUGUGGCCUGCUGCAUCCUGCACAACAUUUGUGAGAGCAGAAAUGAGGCCAUGCAGGAGGGCUGGCAGGAGGGCAUGGACUGCGCCGACCUGCCGUCAGCAGCCUCUGAGAGCCAGGCAGGCAGCUUGCCGGAGACGGAGGAGACGGGCGAAGCACACUGCAUCCGCGAGGCCUUCUGCGCUUUCUUUGAGAAGAGAUGGCAGGAAGAAGACCUGUGAGAGGGAGGGAGGGCGGGAGGAGGCACUUUGUGUGUGUUCAUGUGUGAUAGCACCCUGUUGCCCAUCCUGGAUGUCACCAAGACCGAGCUAACUCAGGUUACAAUCCCCUUCUGUGGCGUUACUUCACGUGGAAGGAUGGCAACAUCCAUCCCUCGGUGAAGGACAUUUUUUACUGGUUGCACUGUCUCAUCUUUUAUAAACCUUUUAUAAAAUCUGCAUAGUUUCAUCCAGAA